This is a messenger RNA of Astrephomene gubernaculifera, 514 nucleotides long. NCBI's taxonomy places the organism in Eukaryota, Viridiplantae, Chlorophyta, Chlorophyceae, Chlamydomonadales, Astrephomenaceae. The record is from the annotation of a GenBank genome assembly.
CUGCGUGUUGCCGUACAGCGGCGAUUGGAUAAAUCGCUGACUCAGCUGAAGGGCAUGGUGGCGGCGGUGAAGAAGUCGGCGGAUGCGGAUGCAGCCGCCGCCGGCACCUCCGCCGCCGGGGCCGCCAGCAGCGAUGAGGAGUCCGCGGAGCCCUCCGCAGCAGCAGCAGCAGCAGGUGGCGGGGUGUUGGAGCCGAAGCUGCGCUCCUACCUGAACCUCUACCGCAAGCUGUACCCGGUGGAGGAGGAGGAGGCCGUUCUGGGGGAGCUGGCGACACAGAGCGGGGUGGAUGUGGCGGUGCUGCGGCGGGCGGCCAGUCAGGGCCGACCCGGGGGGCAGCGCAAGCGCCCGGCGGGGUCCAAGGCCGCCGCCGCCGUCGCCACCUCGGACGAGGUGCUCAGGCAGCAGGCGUCCUCCAUCGCAGCGGAAGUGCAGCGGGGCCUGACGGCUGGGGUGCCCGGAGCUGGAGGAGGAGGUGCAGCGCCGGCGGGAGCAGGUCGUGGUGCAGGCGGGG